GGAGGACGUGAGUGUUGUGCUUAUACGUUUGUCGCUACACGUGUUCGCGUUGUGACGAUAUCAAUGAAGGAUAGAAAAUUUUAAAGAAAACGGAAUUUGACGAUAUUUAAAUAAUUGACUGCACGUGCUCCCCUAUAUGUUCUAACGAUGAAGCAAUUGUCAGAGGAAAGGACAAAGCUCGUAUUCAAGAAACUAUCGAAAUACAUCGGCAACAACGUCAAGCAGUUGAUUGAUCGACCAGAUGGUAUAUACUGCUUUCGAGAGAGGAAGGACAGGGUGUAUUAUGUGUCGGAGCAGAUUUUGUCCUUAGCGAAUUCAGUGGCGUCCGAUCUUCUGUUAAGUUUAGGCACUUGUUUCGGCAAAUUCACAAAAUCCGGAAAGUUCAAACUGCACAUCACCGCGCUGUACUACUUGGCGCCUUAUGCACAAGUGAGUGCACGCUUUUAAGUUACACAUAUUUAU
Messenger RNA from Wasmannia auropunctata (little fire ant), 462 nucleotides. Its product is annotated as 60S ribosome subunit biogenesis protein NIP7 homolog. The transcript has 2 exons. The coding region runs from base 148 to 447 and encodes 99 amino acids. NCBI's taxonomy places the organism in Eukaryota, Metazoa, Arthropoda, Insecta, Hymenoptera, Formicidae. The record is from RefSeq and is a predicted model, not a curated record.